Molecule: messenger RNA, 2298 nt
Organism: Parascedosporium putredinis
Lineage: Eukaryota; Fungi; Ascomycota; Sordariomycetes; Microascales; Microascaceae
Source: the annotation of a GenBank genome assembly
AUGGUGGCCACGAUAUCCGUAGAGCCCCAUAGGCGCGACUCCAGUCCUCAGCCGUCACCGCCUCCGACGAAACGGCGGAGGCGGCCGGGGGCGAUUCUCGGCCAUGCCCUCACUGCGGGAGAACGUUCAAGCGUACCGAACACCUCGAACGUCACGUUCGAAUUCGUCCUGGCCGCCAUCGGUCGCCGGCGGACGCCGAGCCAUGACGCCGGGUGGGAGGCCGGGGCCGCUACGAAGGAGUGGGGCACUUGGGAACCCAUCGAUGCUGUUCGCACUCUGAUCGUGUUGAUGGGCUACGCCACUUGGGAGCCCAAGGAGGUCUUGCUCCGCGAAGCUUUUGGUCUCCAAAGCCUGCUUGUGCAGGUUCUUCGUGACAUUGGCCUUACUGAAGAACCACCCACACGAAACGGGUCAAGUUUACCAGAUGACCCGUGUGACGCGUGGUUCGAGUGGAUAAAUCAGGAAUCCGUACGAAGAGCGAAGCUUAUCGCAUUUUCAUUUCUCCAUAUCCACAGCGUAGCCUAUGACGUUUACCCCGUCCUGCGCAGCAACGAAAUACACCUUCGGCUACCAUGCUCUACGAAAGAGUGGAAAGCAUCGUCGGUGGCCAAGUGGCAGAGUGCCACGCAAGAGGUAGGGAAAACACAACUGCUCUUUCAAGACGCACUUUCCUUAUUGCUCCGGAACGUGGAUUGUACAGCGCCACUCGAUCCCAUACCCACGCCGCUGGGAAAUUACGUCCUCCUCCAUGGCUUGCUGCAACGGAUUUAUAUUGUUAGGGACCUUUCCCUUCCUGUAGCAGAUCAAUCAGCAGCUCUGCCAGCUGAUGAGGUUGAAAAGUUAGAACGCGGCCUUCGAUCAUGGACCUCGGGCUGGCAGCAGGCUCCCGAGUCAAGUCUUGACCCCAACAAUGAGAACGGGCCAAUUCCCUUCACCUCGAGCGCGCUAUUAAGUCUCGCCUACAUACGAAUCUACCUCAACCUCGGUCCGUAUAGGUGCCUGGAAACUCGCGAUCCAAUACGCAUCGCUCGAGCGCUUGCCAGGUCUCCUAGAGUUCGCAGGAGCGAUGGACUGAUCUCUGCUCUACUCUACGCAGCUCAUGCACUGAGCAUUCCCGUGCGUCUUGGCGUCGAUCGCGUUGCUCGAAGCCAAGCCUUCUUCUGGAGCGUAAGGCACUCGCUUUCGGGAAUGGAGUGCGCCGUACUGCUGAGCAAAUGGCUCUUCUCCCUUCCAGGUCAAGAAAGCAGCGCUAAACUCAAUGAUAGCGAAGAACGCAUUCUUCACUGGGUUCGAUGCAUAGUGGAAGAGGCCUGGGCUGUGGUAGAUUUCGAUGAGGAAGAGACUGAGUUCUUACAAGCGCAAAAGCCAGACGAAGCCAUCUACACCUUCAAGAACGUCCCGUAUGCCGAGGCCCCACUAGGAGACCUUCGGUUCAAGGCUCCGGUAGCGAGGACUAGCGUAAAUCGAACGAUCGACGACGGCUCCAACUCACGGAUCUGUUUCCAGGCGGCAGGAAACUAUUCCAAGUACACCCUACCGCUCGUGCAAGAGUAUGCCGCAAAUUGCGGAGGGUUGUCCGAUGUACGCCUUGGGAACUCGGAUAACCUAACGCAGUCGGAGGAUUGUCUGCUAUUGGACGUGUACACGCCGAAAGAGGUCUGGGAAAAUCGCUUCACCACCAAGCGACCCGUACUAGUGUGGAUCCAUGGCGGCGGUUAUACGAAAUGGUCCAAAGAGGCGGUGAACCCGGCUGGAAUCGCGGCGAGGAGCAUGGGCCUGUUUGGCUUCCCGCCAGGUAGGAGGAUCGCGGAUGACGUCGAGUCGAAUGCGGGGUUAUACGACCAGCGCCUAGCAUUUGACUGGAUCUCGGGCACGUCGGGCUUCGACGAGGCGAGAAACCUGAAUUCCACAGAACUUCAGGCUAUCAACACGGCCAUGCUUGCGAACGGGGCCUUUACGGACACUGUUUUUCAACUCAAUGUUGACGGCAAGUUUCUGCGCGACGACGUGUCGUAUUCCUUGUACAAUGACGCCACCGUCGAUUCCUUCGGUCUACCAAUCGACCUUACAGCGGUGGGCGCUAUCCAAGAUUGGAUCAUCGGAUUUACGACCCGUGGAAGCCGGGGCAGAAGUAAGGCCAAGGAACUUCCUAUUUACGGACCUAAUGCACGAAUUCUCCGUGUCCAUCGUCAAGGCACCGACGCAUCGGAAUUCAGCAUUGGCAAAGAUCCGGCGGCCAACCUCAGGUGUCGGUUCUGGCUUGACGCCAUCUUGGAAGAGGAGGGUGGUGGCGCCUGA